This is a messenger RNA of Egretta garzetta (little egret), 1678 nucleotides long. It is a transcript of the gene GATAD1, whose product is annotated as GATA zinc finger domain containing 1. The coding region runs from base 1 to 558 and encodes 185 amino acids. The transcript is spliced from 8 exons. The record is from RefSeq and is a predicted model, not a curated record. Gene Ontology annotation, biological process: chromatin organization. Gene Ontology annotation, cellular component: nucleus. NCBI's taxonomy places the organism in Eukaryota, Metazoa, Chordata, Aves, Pelecaniformes, Ardeidae.
AUGGAGCAGGUACCGGAGGCAGCUUCCGUGCGUUGCUGCACCCAUCGGGUCUCCCCCUUGCCUGGCACUGGCUCCCGCCGGGAUGGCGGGGACGCUGCUCUCGCCGCCGCGGCCUUUGCCGAGCCCAUCAAGGCUCCUGAGUCUGUAUCCACUAUAAUUACAGCAGAAUCAAUCUUUUAUAAGGGUGUAUACUAUCAAAUUGGAGAUGUUGUUUCAGUGGUUGAUGAGCAGGAUGGAAAAACAUACUACGCUCAGAUCCGUGGGUUCAUUCAGGACCAAUACUGUGAAAAGAGUGCUGCGUUAACCUGGCUCAUUCCUACGCAAGCCAGCCCCAAAGACUGUUUUGACCCAGCAUCCUAUAUCAUAGGACCAGAAGAAGAUCUCCCAAGGAAAAUGGAAUAUUUAGAAUUUGUUUGUCAUGCACCUUCGGAAUAUUUCAAAUCUCGAUCGUCUCCCUUCCCUACUGUUCCCACAAGACCAGAGAAGGGCUAUAUAUGGACUCAUGUGGGACCUACUCCUGCAAUCUCCAUUAAAGAAACUGUUGCCAAUAAUUUAUAAUUUUUAAAGGAAUACUUUGGAGGAGUUAUUUUGGGUGUAUUCUCAGACAUGAUUGCUCAUUUUGGGACAAAACCACAAGUUUCAUGUCAUCUUCGACUUCGAAUUACCUGCUGACAAAGAGGUCUCCUGCACCUUCCUAUGAUGUCAAACAGCCGGUCAUACUGAGAGAGGGGACUGAUGGCAGGCUUGCAUUACACACGUAGUUUGAAAGCUUAAGCAAAAGAAAAGAGUUUGGAGCAAGAUCAUGUCUAACCCUUAUGAAAAAGGCUUCUUAAACUGACUUCCAGCUGCUGCUACUGAUACUCGUCAAUGUUUCCAAGAGAUGCUCUUAAGAAAGGAACAGGUAUUUGAACAAUUGCACUGUCCUGUUUUUGCAUGUCCAGAACCUCAGGCAGUAACAAGGGCAGAAUGACUGACUGUCCAGACAGCUUCUUACGGACAGAGCUGAAAGAAUGGGCAACAUCUGUCUGAAAAUUUCUCAUAUUAGGAAAAUGGAAGGGCAGAAGGAAGACCUGCAAAAUGGACUCAACAGCAGAAGGGAUAUCACAGGAUCCCAUGGAGGAAGGCUUUGAUGCCCUGCAAACUGGAGGAGCUGAGCUCGCCGUUAUUUUCUCUUCUCUUGUUCAGUAUCCCCCAUGCCAAAAUUUAGGUAGGUCUCAUUCUUGGAUCAUUGGACUGUGAGUGGAUACACUACUACUGAAUUUUUAUGGCCUUGCGGUAAGCUUCAGAGCUUUGUGACCAGCCAAAAGACGUUUUCGUUGAGCAAUUUUAGUUCUAAAGAUGGAACAUAUAACUAAGAGCUAAAAUGCACAGAGCAUAUGUAAUAUACUCAGUCAUGCAUAGAACAUGCAGUGUGCCCUGGUACACACAUUGCAACUCCAUCUUCCAUGAGAAAAAUCCCCAUUUUGUAGUUGUAGGAAAUCAGUAUUAUCCAAGAACAUUUGCCUUGCAGGACAGGAAAAAGCUUCCAUGACAGAAAUAACGCAGACAUUGUUUUUUAAAACUACUUUUUGACUGAGGAGAAGUUUCACUUCUGCAUCUCUAUAAGAGAAUGAAAGAGCGUGAAAAUUAAAAAUCAUGGACUUCAGCAAUAUACUUACCUGUAUUAAGGUAUGAGGCA